Molecule: messenger RNA, 1225 nt
Organism: Acomys russatus (golden spiny mouse)
Lineage: Eukaryota; Metazoa; Chordata; Mammalia; Rodentia; Muridae
Gene: Rcan1
Product: regulator of calcineurin 1
Exons: 4
Coding region: 47-796 (249 amino acids)
Biological process (GO): calcium-mediated signaling
Cellular component (GO): nucleus; cytoplasm
Molecular function (GO): nucleic acid binding; calcium-dependent protein serine/threonine phosphatase regulator activity
Source: RefSeq, a predicted model, not a curated record
GCCGGCGGCCGCGGAGCGGAGCAGGGCGAAGGAGGGCGCGCUGGGCAUGGAGGACGGCGUGGCGGGGCCGCGGCUGGGAGAGGUGGCGGAGGCGGUCGAGAAGCGGGCGCCCACCCGGGUGACGCUGCGGCCCUUCGCGCCCUUCUCCGCUGCUGCCCAGGCGGAGGAGGGCGGCGGCGACUGGAGCUUCAUCGACUGCGAGAUGGAGGAGGUGGACCUGCAGGACCUGCCGAGCGCCACCAUCGCCUGCCACCUGGACCCGCGCGUUUUCGUGGACGGCCUGUACCGGGCCAAGUUUGAAUCCCUCUUCAGGACGUAUGACAAGGACAUCACCUUCCAGUACUUCAAGGGUUUCAAGCGGGUGCGGAUAAACUUCAGCGACCCCUUGUGUGCCGCCGAUGCCAGGCUGCAGCUUCAUAAGACCGAGUUCCUGGGAAAGGAGAUGAAGUUAUAUUUUGCUCAGACUUUACACAUAGGAAGUUCACACCUGGCUCCACCCAAUCCUGACAAGCAGUUUCUCAUCUCUCCUCCUGCCUCUCCACCCGUUGGUUGGAAACAAGUGGAAGAUGCUACCCCAGUCAUAAAUUACGACCUUUUAUAUGCUAUCUCCAAGCUGGGGCCAGGAGAAAAGUAUGAGCUGCAUGCAGCAACAGAUACCACUCCCAGUGUGGUGGUCCAUGUGUGUGAGAGCGACCAAGAGAAUGAAGAGGAGGAGGAGAUGGAGAGGAUGAAGAGACCCAAGCCAAAAAUUAUCCAGACAAGGAGGCCAGAGUACACACCCAUCCACCUCAGCUGAACUGGCGCACAGCCCGAGACGGCGCGUUCUGAAUCCCACUCCUGGGAAGGAAUCUUUAAUGCGCAGGUGGCUGAUCAUAGCUUUGGCAGUAACAGCCGUGACCACUGUGGCAGAAAUUCCAGUUCAUGUCGCUCAGAAGAGAAUCAAGGCUUCAUCUCCUUGUUCUGAGACUGCACCUCAGUCCAUGUCCGUGGCACCUGCGAAUGUCUUGGGCCAUUCACUGAGUUUGUGGUCAUCAUACAAGGACAUUUGGGGACAUCUUGAGAAAAGUCUAAUGAUAGUGUCUUGGACUCGCUCUUUUCUAGGUUCUGGUUUUGCCAAGGACAGGUUGACUGGUGGCCAAGGGAGAGGUUUCAGCAUUCAGGGUCUAGCCCCCACUGGUAGGCUGAGGUACCCCUCAAAGCCACCAAGUGACCGAUGCAGGCAGGC